Messenger RNA from Peronospora matthiolae, 651 nucleotides. NCBI's taxonomy places the organism in Eukaryota, Oomycota, Peronosporomycetes, Peronosporales, Peronosporaceae. The record is from the annotation of a GenBank genome assembly.
AUGUGCGAAGGGAUUGACAACCUGAAAUCCCUUUACGACCGUGCUGGGAAGACAUUCUCCAGCGAUCUUUCUGCGGCACAGGAUGUGCCGCAUCGUACUGCUCGACCAGACCCAGUACGUCAACCAUCAGUUGGGAGCGGGGCUCCCAAGUAUCCCAGGACGGGGGAUAGCUGCGCCACCGGACGAGAUAACUCGACCGACGUCCGUUCACGUGGUGGUGGUUCAACAGCUGCUCAACUAGAUAGCGCUGGCCACCGCGAGAGUCCUCUAAUGGAGGUGGAGGAGGAGGGAAGACGCUCUACGCUCAAUCGUGGGGAAGCGUGUGUUCCCGAGAGCUUCUUUGAUCGCGUAACGCAAGGGUUACGCGGCAAUCUCGAGCAUGAGCGGAAUAGGCGUCUCCAAAUGGCGGACACUGUCUUGAGGCAUCGAGCUGAGUUUGCCUUUGCUCAGCUUGAGAACGAGAGAGCUCUGACGUCUCUUCGUGACGAGCUAAGGGUAGCUCGUGGGAUUGCUGAUCGUUCUCGGGCUGAGAUAACUGCUCUUCAGACCCUUGUCGAUGCCCACCAUCGGGAGCACAAGGCUCUCUGCGAGAUGCUUGAGCGCAAGGGCGUUCUUCAUCGGAAGAAGCAGCGUACUGUUGGUACGGCUUAA